Messenger RNA from Procambarus clarkii (red swamp crayfish), 1823 nucleotides. It is a transcript of the gene DCTN5-p25, whose product is annotated as Dynactin 5, p25 subunit. Gene Ontology annotation, cellular component: dynactin complex. NCBI's taxonomy places the organism in Eukaryota, Metazoa, Arthropoda, Malacostraca, Decapoda, Cambaridae. The record is from RefSeq and is a predicted model, not a curated record.
GCCUGGGAGUCAUUGUUUACACCAGCUGGGCGGUGACGGGGACACACACUGGUGAGACACCCUCCCAACCAUACGCUCCAGCAAACCCUCACACAAACUAACCGUGUAAUAAAAAAAAAAAAAAAGAGUACUGACAGUGUGGUGAUACACACUGGGUAGACCCCACACUGCUGAGACUCACAGUGGUGCGCUACACCUCUAAGACUCUUCACCACUGAGGCAACACAAGGCUUGUGGAGAGCGAGAUGGAGUUGGAGGAUUCAUUUUACCCAAAAGCUCAGUACAUAGAAACUGCUACAGGAAACCGUGUCAGUCGUGGGAGUGUGUUAUGCGGUUCACAAAACAUUGUCUUAAGUGGAAAAGUAAUUGUGCUUAGCGGUGUCAUCAUUAGAGGGGAUUUAGCAAAUGUCAGAGUUGGCCGUCACUGUGUUAUAUCGUCCAAAGCCGUCAUUAGACCACCAUUUAAAAAGUUCAGCAAGGGUGUGGCAUUCUUUCCACUUCAUAUUGGUGAUCAUGUGUUUAUUGGUGAAGGAUCAAUCGUCAAUGCUGCCGUUGUGGGUUCCUAUGUUUACAUUGGAAAAAACUGUGUAAUUGGACGUAGAUGCGUGCUAAAAGACUGCUGCAUGAUUGCUGACAACACUGUCCUUCCUCCAGAAACAGUCGUUCCUCCCUUUGCUAUAUACUCUGGGUCACCUGCAAAGCACACUGGAGAUUUGCCUGAAGCCACACAAGAUCUUAUGACUGAUUACACUAAAUCUUGUUACCACCAUUUCAUAAGAGUCAAGGAUAUGCCCCCACAGGCCAGAGAGGGAACCACAAAGCUUAUUGAUAUUUAAAUAAUGUGGUGUAGCUUUGUGCCUUAGGUUACAAGUCUGGCAUAUUUAUUACAAGGGAAUUGUAGAUGUGUGAUAGGUUUGGUAAAUAACUCUUUAAGUUGCAUUUAUAGUCUUGUUUUGUGCUUGGCUUAUAAUGGUUCAACAUUUUCAUAUGUGGUAAUGGAUGACAGUUGUGGAACAAAUGCAUGUAGUUAAUAUCAGCUUUACACUUGGGUGCUUCUUUAUUAAUAUUCUUGCAUUCCGAUGAUAAAAUGUCAUCCUUAUUCAGACGGUAAAUAUUCAGAUGACGCUAAAUAGCAUUAGCCAAUUGCUAAAUUUACGGUUUCCAUUUCCUGAGCUAUCCUGUUUGCAUCAACUAUUCCAAAAACUUGUGAAAAUUGCCAUUAUUUUGUGGACAUUUAUGCAUCUAGGGCAUGAGAGAACCAACCAGAGAGCUUCCUGCUCACCUAUGAGGCCUCACUUGAGACAUGAGCUUUUGUAUUUGCAAACAUUUUGACACUAAAUUUGUAGUUAAGUUUUCCAAGUUAUUUGUUGGAAUAUAAGAUGAUUGUAAACUUUUUUUUACUUUACUGGCAGAAUAAUUGUAUAUAUUUUUUAAUUUGCAGAUUGCUUGAAAGAAGUCAUAAAGUAUGUUCAACUGCACAUAAUUCUGUUAUUUAUUAUCCAUCCUAAAUAUAAAGUAGAGGAAUGAUAAAAUGCUCAUGAACAUUUGUAUAUUCAUCACUGUCAUGUAUAACCUAUUAUAAAUACACUUGUUUUUGCAUCUAUUCACUGGAGAAAUUAUUUGUGAACAUUUUGACUCAAUGUGUAGUUAUAAUCUAACAAAUAACUUAGAAAAUGAAAGAUGACCGUAUACAUUUUGAGCAUCAGAGUGGUGCCCUGGGGAGCUCGGAACAUUUAUGGUCAGAGGGGCUGAACCGCUAGAGUGUUAAGUGACACCAGUGAUAUCAUAAGAAUUGUUGGUAAAUAAACAAUUGUAAUCUUAAA